Truncatella angustata is the source of this 861-nucleotide messenger RNA. RefSeq names its product Alpha/Beta hydrolase protein. NCBI's taxonomy places the organism in Eukaryota, Fungi, Ascomycota, Sordariomycetes, Amphisphaeriales, Sporocadaceae. Bases 1 to 861 code for a protein of 286 amino acids. Gene Ontology annotation, biological process: lipid metabolic process. The transcript has 2 exons. The record is from RefSeq and is a predicted model, not a curated record.
AUGUGGCACAGUAGCGUGAUCAGUUUCUUCCUUCUCACCUCAGUCGUAUCGCAGAAGACACCAGUAGACGAAGGUCUGCUGGCAGAUUUCAAGCGCUAUGCCACGUUUGCCUCAGCAGCAUACAGCUCUAGUUGUGCCCAGCCACCGUUGGGAAGCGUCGUGGAGCAGUACUUCAGCGACAUCACCACCAGCACGCAAGCUACUCUAUUCAGGGACGAUGCUACCGAGGAAUAUAUCAUAUCGUUCCGAGGAACAUCUGAUGUCCAAGAUUUCUUGACGGACUUGGAUCAGGACCUUGUACCUUGCGUCGCACCCGGGAUUGAUUGCUCAGGUUGUACGUGCUCUCAAGGCUAUCUGCGUCAAUACAAUGCCGUUGCCGAAGAAGUCAAGACUGCUAUUGACACCGGUCUCAGCCAGCACCCUAACUAUAGCCUAACAAUCACCGGACAUAGCAUGGGCGGCGCGCUUGCUUCACUCGGGGCAGCUUCACUGCAGGGCCAAGGUUUGAGUGUAACGCCCUACACCUACGGCCAGCCACGCACGGGUGAUCAGGCCUAUGCCGACUACAUAGACUCGACCUUUCCAGACACCAUAUUCCGCGUGACUCACAAGAACGACGGCGUUCCUCAAAUACCAUCGCAGGAUGAUGGGUACCGACACCAUAGCACAGAAUACUGGCAAAGCGAAGACCCACCAACGAUAAAUGACACAUUCCAAUGCCAAGGACAAGAACCCACCGAUUGCAACCAGAGUGAGAUUGGAUUUGGUAUCGGUAAUGAUGGGAGAGGCAUUAAUGCAGCUCAUUUGAGUUAUCUGGGGGUUAGCAUUGGAAAUCCUCUUGACCCAAAUGCAGCUUGCUGA